Phasianus colchicus (ring-necked pheasant) is the source of this 3746-nucleotide messenger RNA. Lineage: Eukaryota; Metazoa; Chordata; Aves; Galliformes; Phasianidae. The record is from RefSeq and is a predicted model, not a curated record.
AUGGUGGCACCAGAUCCUGUGGAAUAUUCAGAAGCUGUUCCUGGUCUCCCUACAUCAUAUGCUGCUAUUCUAAGAAUCAAAUCUGGUAGUUCAUCUUUAGCUUCAUCUAACUCAAAGAACAGACCACGAUUAAGCAGUCCUUCGUUAGGAAGUGUACCUUCGCCAGGCUGGAGAGAAGCUGCACAACCUUAUAAUUCCCCAACAAACCUCUAUCACUUUUCAGAGGCCUUCAAACAUGAUGAUGAAAAUGUCAAUUAUGGACCAGUGUUUGUACAGGAGCCAGAUGAUGUGAUUUUUCCCACUGAUUCUGAAGAGAAGAAAGUGUCUCUGAAUUGUCAAGCUCAUGGAAAUCCUACCCCCACAUAUAGAUGGCUUCGAAAUGGAACUGAAAUUGAUGUUGAAAGUGAUUAUCGCUACAGCCUAAUAGAAGGAAGUUUGAUCAUCAAUAACCCUAAUGAGAUGAAGGAUUCUGGACAGUAUCAGUGUUUAACGACCAACAUGUUUGGUAGCAUAUUAAGCAGGGAAGCUGUUCUUCAGUUUGCAUAUCUGGGGAAUUUUAGUGGUCGGACAAGAAGUGCUGUCUCUGUACGUGAAGGUCAAGGAGUGGUUCUGAUGUGCUCCCCUCCACUUCAUUCACCAGAGAUCAUCUAUAGCUGGGUGUUUAAUGAGUUCCCAUCUUUUGUGGCAGAAGAUAGCAGACGCUUCAUCUCCCAGGAGACAGGCAAUCUCUACAUCUCCAAGGUGCAAAAAUCUGAUGUUGGCAGCUAUAUAUGUCUGGUAAAAAACACAGUGACAAAUGCCAGAGUUUUGAGUCCUCCUACACCUCUGACACUGAGGAAUGAUGGUGUGAUGGGGGAGUAUGAACCAAAAAUUGAAGUUCAUUUUCCUUACACAGUUACAGCAGCAAGGGGAACAACUGUUAAGAUGGAAUGUUUUGCACUUGGCAACCCUGUUCCAACAAUCUCUUGGAAGAAAGUUAAUGGUCAUAAUCCAAGUAAAGCCCGUCUGAGAAAAUCCCAAGCUGUGCUUGAAAUACCUAAUGUGCAGCUAGAGGAUGCAGGGAUGUAUGAAUGUAAAGCUGAAAACUCACGUGGAAGGAAUGUCUUCAGAGGACAGCUACAAGUGUACACCUACCCACAGUGGGUGGAGAAACUUAACGAUACUGAAUUAGAUAGUGGGGAACAGCUACGAUGGGAAUGCAAAGCCACUGGAAAGCCAAGGCCCACGUAUCGUUGGCUGAAAAAUGGAGCUCCUCUCUGGCCACAGAGCAGAAUUGAGAUGGUUAAUAGUGUACUGAUGAUCCGCACUGUGAACAUCUCAGAUGCUGGAAUGUAUCAGUGCUUAGCAGAAAAUAAGUAUGGCACCAUCUAUGCCAGUGCCGAGCUGAAGAUUUUAGCUUCAGCUCCCACUUUCCCACUAAAUCAAAUGAGGAAAACAAUAAUUAUUACCAAGGGCCAAGAAGUUGUCAUUGAGUGCAAGCCACAAGCCUCUCCAAAGCCAACUAUCACUUGGAAGAAAGGAGACAAAGCUUUAAGGGAGAGUAAGAGGAUAACUAUUCUUCCACAAGGAAGCUUGCGAAUUCUGAAUGCUUCCAAGUCUGAUGAAGGACGGUAUUCAUGCCAAGGUGUAAAUGUAUUUGGGUCUGCAGAAAUUGUUGCAUCAGUAUCUGUUAAAGAACCUACAAGAAUAGAGCUGACUCCCAAGAAGAUAGAGUUAACGGUUGGAGAAAGCAUCGUCCUCAGUUGCAAAGCCCUUCAUGAUAGCACACUAGAUGUCACUUUCUAUUGGACACUUAAUGGGCAGCCAAUUGAUUUUGAUAAAGAAGAUGGACACUUUGAAAGCAUCAAGGCACAAGCGUCCUCGGCAGACCUGAUGAUCAGGAACAUCCUGCUGAUGCACGCCGGGAGAUACGGCUGCAGGGUCCAGACUGCAGCAGACACUGUGUCAGAUGAGACCGAGCUGCUUGUUAGGGGUCCUCCUGGUCCCCCAGGGGUUGUAAUAGUGGAGGAAAUUACAGACACCACAGCAACACUCUCCUGGAGUCCUGGGGCAGACAAUCACAGCCCGAUCUCCCUCUACAACCUGCAAGCACGCAGUCCAUUUUCUCUUGGCUGGCAGACAGUAAAAACAGUUCCUGAUGUGAUAAGUGGAGACAUGGAGUCUGCUAUGGCUGUUGAACUGAACCCUUGGGUUGAGUAUGAGUUUAGAGUUGUAGCAACCAACAAAAUUGGGACUGGAGACCCAAGUGCACCAUCCCGCAUGAUCAGAACCAAUGAAGCAGUUCCAAAGACACCUCCAGCUAAUGUAAGUGGCAGAAGCGGAAGGCGUCAUGAAUUAGUAAUAGCAUGGGAGCCAGUAUCAGAAGAGUUUCAGAAUGGAGAAGGAUUUGGAUAUAUUGUAGCAUUCAGACCUAAUGGAACACGUGGUUGGAAGGAAAAAAUGGUGACAUCUUCAGAUGCCUCAAAGUUUAUCUAUAGAGAUGAAAGUGUUCCACCUCUCACUCCUUUUGAAGUGAAAGUUGGUGUUUACAAUAACAAAGGUGAUGGUCCCUUCAGCCCAAUUGUGGUCAUCUGCUCAGCUGAAGGAGAACCCACUGCUGCUCCUAUCGAUGUCAAAGCUACGAGUUUGUCUGUAUCAGAGAUUCUUGUUGCGUGGAAACAUAUUAAAGAAAGUCUAGGAAGACCACAGGGAUUUGAGAUUGGUUACUGGAAAGACAUGGAACAGGAAGAAGCAGCAGAAAAGGUGAAAACUGCAGGAAAUGAGUCAUCUCUCCUUCUGACAGGGUUAGAGGGAAAUACGUUAUAUCACCUAACUGUGCGGGCAUACAACGCUGCAGGGUAUGGACCACCUAGCACUGCUGUGCGUGUAGCGACCAAGAAGUCCCCUCCCAGCCAAGCACCAAGUAAUGUUAUGUGGAUACAGGAUGGUUCUCAUGUGUCUCUUGGAUGGGAGCCAGUCAGACCUCUAGCUAAUGAAUCUGAGGUAAUGGGAUACAAGGUGUUACUUAGGCAAGAAGGCCAAAGCAACAGUCAAGUUAUAGAAACACAGAAAACUUCCGCAGUGGUAAUUCUUCCUGAUGUUGGUGUCUACAUUAUUGAGGUCUGUGCAGUCAGUGAAGGAGGCGAUGGGACUGCUAGUCCCCAGAUUAGAGUUCCAUCUUAUGCAGGUAAAGUAACAAGUGCUCAGUCCACCUUACAUAUGUUCACUACUUCCUCAUCCUCUGUAACAUUGCUUUUGGUACUCAUGGUUCCUUCAACUUCCUGGUGAAGACUGCAGACUUUGUUGUUGCUGUUAUUUAUUUGCUUUAGCUUGAUGACAACAAGGGACAGAGUUGUAUGUCUGUGGAGCAACAGGAAACCCAAGCUAGUGCUUGAAGACCCAUAGAAAUACCUGUGGUGCACUUAGAAGAGUUUUGGAGACACAGUCAAAAAUUCAUCAGGUUUUUUUCUCUUAAGUUUUUGUAAAAGUCCUCUGGGAAAGGGGACAUUUCUUGGCCCAAAAAUAUGCAGAUUGUAUGUAAUAAACUUUUGUAAGCAAAUGUAAUUUCUGUCAAAUGUACUUUACUUUUAUAAUACGUUCAAUUUUGGUGACCCCAAUUAUGUAUCAUUAGGUGUUUAAACAGUGGUGUCUAGUACAGUACAUCCAUUUGGUUCAGAAAAAAAAACAACUUUCUUUAACUAGAGAACAAAGUUUGAUACAAGUUCAUCUAACACUUCUUGCAUUCCACAUAGUUGGCUGUUCUUACU